AUGAAGAAGAGUCGCGACAGCAUGGACGAGGUGUUGGUGGCAAGGGACGGAGCCCGGUCGUCAGAAGCCCAGGUGGUUGGCACGACUCAACUCUUCAGCAGCGGCGGGGUGUUGCGCUGCGUGCCCAUGCCGACGCCCAACCCAAAAGACCCUAUGAACCUGCCCGAGUGGCGGAAGUGGGCUGCUAUCGCGACGCUCUCCUUCUUCGGAGCCCUUGCCCUCUCGGCGGAGGCCAUUGUCGGCGCCCUUGUCCCCAUAUUCGUGCUGGAGUAUGCGGGGAUCGACCCGAAGAUCCUCGGCUCUAUCGACAUCAGCUCUCUGAAUCUAGGGUCCGCGAAAAUGGACCCUAUCAAGUUGCUCUCUACCCUCGGUGGUCCGCCCAUUUCUAAAGUCGAACUCAUCUCGACUUUGCCCAUUCUUGUGAACGGUGUGGCUUCGUACAUUCUCGUACCCCUGUCUAUUGGCAUUGGUCGUCGGCCUGUUCUGCUCUUUUCUGGUAUAUUAGCAUGGACAGGCGGCUUAUGGGCGGGAAUGAGUACGAGUCUCAAUAGCCAUUUGGCUGCAAGAGUAUUUCAGGGUUUUGGUGUCGGUGCUGUAGAGGCGCUGAUCCCUCUGAUAAUUCAAGACAUGAUGUUCAUUAACCAGCGAAACACGGCUAUUUCUCUCAUCGGUGCUGGCCAAGGGCUCUUUAUCGUCAGUAUUGGCUUGACAAGUCCACUCAUCAUCACGCGGCUCAGCUGGCGGUGGAUCUAUUAUCUCACUGGAGGUGUUGGUGUUCUCGCUUGGUUCAUGAUCAUCUUCCUCGUCCCUGAGACGCGAUGGGUUCGCACUCCGGAUGAAUUAGCUGGUAAGGAAGUGUACCGUCUACGCCCCGGCGAAACGCGACCGAGACUAGACUACGCUAAGUACGGCUACCGAGACAAUAAAACGGAAUUUGGGGUCUUCAAUGUCAAGACUGAGUGGAAGCUGGCCGGCCGGUCUGUCAACGAAACCAUUCGAGCCACCUUCUUCCCCAAUGUGCUCUGGGUCAUUGCACUUAACUCGGCCUUCGUGGCUGCUAUUUCGGCCGCGACGCAGAAUGGAGCCGCCAUAAUUCUCGGUCUCGGUCUGAAAUUUGAUCAGUUGGGCUUUGUCGUGCUCCCCAUCGUAGUAGCGACACCCUUCGUCUGGCUCUUUGGUGGCUUCUUCGCCGACAAAAUCAGCAACCUGCACGCUCGACGGAACGGUGGCCGGAGAGAGCCCGAAUCCCAUCUCAUCAGCCUGGUGUUCCCCCUUGCCGCCGGUAUAGUAGGCCCCAUGUUGUUUGCCUAUGCUGGACAAAAUGCCGACCAGAAGCCCCUGAUCUUCCUGCUGGUUGGGUUCUUCCUCGUCGGAUUCGGCGGCUUGACCAUGAACACCUUAGUCAGCGUUUACUUGAUUGAAAGCUAUCCUAACUUUGCGGGGCCCGUCUUGGUCACCAUGUCCUCCUUCCGGCUCAUAGCCGGUUUCCUCCUCAGCUUCAAAGCUGCCGACUGGAUCCUAGCCAUGGGAUUUAUCCGGACUUUCCUCAUAUACAGCGGAACAAUGGCUGGCUUCGCCGUCAUGCUGCCGUUCGUGUACAAGUACGGCAAACGGAUGCGCAUGUGGAGCGCGGGCCAGCUCGAGGAGUCCUUCGGCGAAGAUAGACCCAAAGAGAAGGAGAUGGAUAUGUACGAUGAUGGUGCCUCCCAACGUGGAAGUACCCAAUUCGUCGACCCACGAAGCAUCAGUCGGCCAUAUGAUCCCAUGCGCUACGACGGAGCCCAACCUAUCCCGCAAGGCCGUGCUUUCUAA
Messenger RNA from Pseudomassariella vexata, 1812 nucleotides. RefSeq names its product major facilitator superfamily domain-containing protein. Bases 1 to 1812 code for a protein of 603 amino acids. Gene Ontology annotation, biological process: transmembrane transport. The transcript is spliced from 4 exons. NCBI's taxonomy places the organism in Eukaryota, Fungi, Ascomycota, Sordariomycetes, Amphisphaeriales, Pseudomassariaceae. Gene Ontology annotation, molecular function: transmembrane transporter activity. The record is from RefSeq and is a predicted model, not a curated record.